AUGGGCAAGUGGGACUCCGGAGAGGACGAUGACGACUUUGGUAGCGAUCUCGUCCUGCCUUCCGGUCGCUCGACACUCUCACUACAGUCCUCGACCUUUUCGCAAGCAACCCACUCGACCUCGGCCACAUCCGUCACAUCUGGCGACGACAGAGACGCUACGAUCAAGCUCGGAUCGGGAGUCAAGAUCUCUUCGUUCAGUGAGCACGGUUCUGCUCGUCCAGGCGACGUCCACUUGGGAUCAUCUGCCGACGACGACUGGGACAAUGACUUUGCAGAGCCUGCUCAGCCUAUGCGAGCGCCCGUCCUCAUGGCUCCCCCUUCUGAGCCCCGAUCGCUCAGACAUAAGUCCUCAAAGCAUGCCUUGGCUCAGGGAGCCGAGCCCAUCAGGUUGAGGACGCGUUCGUCCACUGCUCAACUACGUGCACGCGCGAUAUCACAAGCCGAUGUGCCGCCCGUACCCACCCUGCAGCACGACCGGAAGGGCUCGUCGAAGCAAGCGUCCCAAGCAGAAGUUGACUUCAUUUUACCUUCAACGCUGGAACGCAUCUCUUUAUCGCCCAGAUUGUCAAUGCGCGGCAGCUCGCCUCGUUCGAGCAAGGUCGAGCGAACGCGUCAGCAGUCCUCAAAAAGUGCGCAGAGCCAUCAAACAGAUGACAGCGAGGCGUCCUUCUUCGAUGACCUCGAGCUGCCGGAUUAUCUGGGCGGAGCACACACACCGCCCACAUCUGAACAUCCCUCGUCUGCUCCUCAAUCGGCAAAGAAACCUCAUUAUGGCGAUCUGCAGCGUGUACUCGAUGACCGGAUAAAGUCACGAGCGAGAUUUGAAGAAGAUGCAGAGCAACAUGCUAGUCCGAGACAUCAGACGUUGCGCAAGAUAUCAAAGACGUACGCGGACGUACCAGAUCUGCCCAUAGAGGACGAUUUCGAUCUAGACGAGGACAAGCUCGUCCUGACUCGAAAGAUGUCUCGUAUGCGCUUAAGCGAUGCCACGACGCCUCGUCGACCGGCCGUAAAGCCAGACUUAUUUAUCCCUCCUGCGCCCAUUGAGACGCGUCUGCCUUCCAGUCGGUCAUCGAAGAAUCUGCUCACAUCGACAGCCUCAUCCGCGAGACUGGCGAGCAAGGCAAAGGAGCAAGCCAUCCCAGCAGUUGAAGGUGAAGUUGCUCCAGCUCGCACAUUACGACAUAAGAAGUCACUCGGUGCCCUUCCUACAUCAGGCGGCGCUGUGAAGCAACUCCGCUCGAAGCGAUCAAUGCCCGCUUUGCCUUCGUUCGAUCCGGCAGCAUUUGCUGCGAUGCCGCCUGUGCCUGCAGUGCCCAAAGCGACGAUCAGCACGACUCGAGCUAAGGCUCCGCCGAACUCAGAAGCGCUGCGUCGACCGAAGCGGACGCGUCAAUAUGGCGAUGGCACGGAGCUCGAUGGUCUAGCGGAUCUCGAUAUAGACGCCGACCAGGAACGCAAGUUGCUUGUUCGACCUAGCUCAAGCAAACGUUUGGCCGAGCUUGGCGCGAAAGCCAGGCAAGGCAGUCCUGGCAGAGCGGAAGCGAAAAGUGAGAAGCGACCAAGGAAAAGUAGAGGGAAGGAACCUCAUCUCAUUCGCAAUCUCACGGCUGCCGGUCUUUCGAAAGUGCAAGGACAGAUGACUUGGAAUCCGAUCGAAAUGCGUUGGGAUGGUAAUGAAGGCGUCUUGCGCGACUUUGAUCACAUCGGCACUGCGUCUGCUCGGCCAGCGCUCAUCGCGCCUGGUGCUUCGAUCUCCCGAACAGGCAAAGGCAGCGUACGCGUUGUCGGCAAUAUGGUCUUCGAUCCGCUAUCGAUGAGCUGGCAUAGCUCUGCACCGGAAGAAGAGGAAGACAUUGACUGGGGCGCCGAUUUGGCAGACGAUGAGGCAGGCUUCAAGUCGUCCGCAAAGCUGUCCCAAUGGAGCACCACUUCCGCAGGCUCGUCUUCACUCUCGACGUCUGUGCUCAAAGCGCAUUCUGGCGAUGAUCUCGCCAAAGCUUCGCUGGCCGCUGACAAGCGACACAGAGACGAGAUGCGACCGUGGCAGUUCCAACAUGCUGGUAGCACUAGAGAGGAUCGCUCAGUUCUGUGGCAUAUUCGAAAGAUUGUCAUGGACAUCUGA
Mixia osmundae IAM 14324 is the source of this 2127-nucleotide messenger RNA. RefSeq lists its product as uncharacterized. The coding region runs from base 1 to 2127 and encodes 708 amino acids. Gene Ontology annotation, cellular component: SIN/MEN two-component GAP complex; mitotic spindle pole body. Gene Ontology annotation, molecular function: GTPase activator activity. Gene Ontology annotation, biological process: regulation of Ras protein signal transduction; mitotic spindle orientation checkpoint signaling. The transcript is spliced from 3 exons. The record is from RefSeq and is a predicted model, not a curated record. NCBI's taxonomy places the organism in Eukaryota, Fungi, Basidiomycota, Mixiomycetes, Mixiales, Mixiaceae.